AUGUCGACGGCGACGCUCGCGACGCUCGCGAUCCCCCGAAGCCUCCGCGCGUGCCUCGCCGCGAAACAUCGCCCCGCCGCGGGCCGGCGCCUCCGCCCGGCGCUGGUCGCCUCCGCGGAGAUUCCUCCAUCCAGCGGCGGCGGCGGCGCGCGACAGCCGCUGGACGCCGUUCGAGCCAUCGAGACCGCGUCCGACGGCCAGCGAUCGGACCUCGCCGUCGUCCUCGUCACGCCGCAGAUCCCGGGCAACACCGGCACGAUCGCGCGAACGUGCGCGGCGGCCAGGGUACCCCUCCACCUCGUCGGCCCGCUCGGCUUUGACCUCACCGACGCCCAGCUCAAGCGCGCGGGGCUGGACUACUGGAACAGCGUCUGCGUCAGGGUGCACGACGACUGGGACGCGUUUCACGCGUACUGGCGCGACGCACUCGGCGCACCGGGGCGGCUCGUCGCGUUCAGCAAGUUCGGCGCCAGGCCGCACGCGGAGGAGGGCGCGUACAGAAGCGGCGACUGGCUCUUGUUCGGCGCCGAGACGACGGGGCUGCCGGGCGCGGCGCACGACGCGUGUGCCGACUCGGGCGGGAUACGGCGGAUACCCAUCGACGAGACGCACGUUCGGUCUCUGAACCUGGCGGUGAGCGCGGGGGUGGGGGUGUACGAGGCGCUGCGGCAGAUCGACGGGCCGCCGGUGCACGGGACGGACGAGCCGGCGACGCGAAGGGCAGACGCGCCGGGGACUUGGUGA
Molecule: messenger RNA, 744 nt
Organism: Micromonas commoda
Lineage: Eukaryota; Viridiplantae; Chlorophyta; Mamiellophyceae; Mamiellales; Mamiellaceae
Exons: 2
Coding region: 1-744 (247 amino acids)
Biological process (GO): wobble position uridine ribose methylation; wobble position cytosine ribose methylation
Molecular function (GO): RNA binding; RNA methyltransferase activity
Source: RefSeq, a predicted model, not a curated record